AUGUAUAUUGCUGCUCAUAAAAGACUAGCGAAGCAGCAAACAUUAAAAAUGGCUCUGCGAACGUACGGCGAUAAGCCGAUAAGUUUUCAAAUAGAAGAAGGCGGAGAAUUUUAUUGUGUUGGAUCAGAGGUGGGAAACUACCUGCGGUUAUUCCGAGGGUCUCUAUAUAAGAAGUACCCUGGUAUGGCCAGGAGAACUCUUACCAAUGAGGAGAGGAAACGCUUGGUUGACAACGGUCUUGGACCUCACGUCUUGUCGAGUUCUGUAUCUUUACUAAAAGCCUCAGAAGUGGAGGAUAUCAUUGAAGGGAAUGAUGAUAAAUAUAAAGCAGUAUCAGUAAGUCAAGAGCUGGCAACUCCCCGAGAAAGUAAAAGCAAGAAACCACAUAAUCCAUCAUGGUUACCAGUUAUGCCCAACUCGUCACAUUUAGAUGCAGUACCUCAAGCAACACCCAUUAGCAGGACUAGGGUGCACAAUAAAAAGGUACGAACAUUCCCACUUUGCUUUGAUGACACAGAUAUGACUGCAAUGUUAGAGAAUUCAUCUCAAAAGCAAGUUCUGGUGCCUAUCAGAUUGGAUAUGGAGAUUGAAGGACAAAAGUUAAGAGAUACAUUUACUUGGAACAAAAAUGAAUCAAUAAUUACCCCUGAACAAUUUGCUGAGGUGCUAUGUGAUGACUUGGAGUUAAAUACAUCGACUUUCAUCCCGGCUAUAGCGACUUCCAUUAGGCAGCAGAUUGAACAGUUUCCGAGUGAACCACCCGCUAUAUUGGAGGAGCAAUCUGAUCAGAGGGUAGUCAUCAAGUUGAACAUUCACGUUGGAAAUACGUCGUUAGUGGAUCAGGUGGAAUGGGACAUGUCUGAGAAGGAGAAUAAUCCUGAACAGUUUGCGAUGAAACUGUGUGCUGAGUUGGGUUUGGGCGGAGAGUUUGUGACUGGGAUAGCGUACAGUGUCCGCGGGCAACUCGGGUGGCAUCAGAGAACUUACGCUUUCAGCGAAGCACCACUGCCUGUUAUAGAGACUCCAUAUCGCCAACCUUCCGAAGCGGAGCAAUGGGCGCCUCACUUGGAAACCCUAACCAACGCAGAGAUGGAGAAGAAGAUACGAGACCAGGACAGAAACACGAGACGUAUGCGAAGACUGGCGAAUACCACACCCGAUGUGUCGUUGAGUCGGGCGGUCAACCGGCUGAUUCGCGCUGACGAGGCCAUGUUCCAAACAACGCCAGAAAAGAGGAGGAAAAAAAUUUAA
This is a messenger RNA of Chilo suppressalis (striped riceborer), 1251 nucleotides long. Lineage: Eukaryota; Metazoa; Arthropoda; Insecta; Lepidoptera; Crambidae. The record is from the annotation of a GenBank genome assembly.